Sphenostylis stenocarpa is the source of this 645-nucleotide messenger RNA. NCBI's taxonomy places the organism in Eukaryota, Viridiplantae, Streptophyta, Magnoliopsida, Fabales, Fabaceae. The record is from the annotation of a GenBank genome assembly.
AUGUCGAGCGCCGAUCCCGAGCACCGAGAGGAGGAGGAGGCCCCCGCCGCUGGCGAUGACGAGGACACCGGAGCUCACGUCGCUCCUAUAGUCAAACUCGAGGAGGUUGCUGUCACUACCGGCGAGGAAGACGAAGAUCCAAUCCUAGAUCUCAAAUCAAAACUGUACCGUUUUGACAAGGACGGGAACCAGUGGAAGGAGCGAGGCGCGGGCACCGUGAAGUUCCUGAAGCACAAGGUUACCGGCAAGGUUAGGCUUCUCAUGAGGCAAUCCAAGACGCUCAAGAUCUGUGCCAAUCAUCUCAUUUUGCCUACGAUGUCUGUGCAAGAGCACGCUGGGAACGAGAAAUCCUGUGUUUGGCAUGCUAGGGAUUAUGCUGAUGGUGAACUUAAGGACGAACUUUUCUGCAUCCGUUUUCCUUCUAUUGAAAAUUGCAAAAGCUUCAUGGAAAAGUUCCAAGAAGUUGCUGAAUCCCAGAAGACAGAGGAUGAGACGGAAUCAUCUGCUGCGGCUGGUCUUAUUGAGAAAUUAAGUGUUGAAGAGAAGGCUGACAAGAAAGAUGAGAAAACUGAGGAGAAAGAAUCUGGAAAGGAAAGCAAGGCAGUUGAAGAUCAGAAAGCUGAAGAGCCAACGUCCUCAGCUUGA